Molecule: messenger RNA, 1065 nt
Organism: Cottoperca gobio
Lineage: Eukaryota; Metazoa; Chordata; Actinopteri; Perciformes; Bovichtidae
Product: WASH complex subunit 3-like
Exons: 3
Coding region: 72-953 (293 amino acids)
Source: RefSeq, a predicted model, not a curated record
CAAAGUACUUCCUGUUUCAUAAUAAACCGCUGCUCUGAGAAAGGAAGAUAUCAUUUCAGCGGACAAGCAAAAUGGCUACUUGGUUUCCUACAAGUGCGUUGCUCCUCAUUGCACUGUUGAGCUGCAAUGUCUUUUGCUUUCCUGCUCAAAAAGGCUGGAGCCAGUAUGAUCCUUAUGAGGGCAGUUUCUCUAACAUGGAGGCGCGUCCUGACUUCCAUUAUAGUUCGCCCCAAGGUGCUCCUACACAGCAUUCCAGUGUGAGUUACCCUGCUGACUCAUUCCCAUAUGAAUCAAUGGAUGUGUAUUUGAGUCCUGGAACCUAUCCAGCAAGCUCAAACCCGACUCCAGACAUGUCCGCUGAGGCUUCAUGGAAUGCUGCUCCUGGUUGGGAUCCUGUGCCAGAGUUUAAGACUGCCUACACGGCGUCCAGAACACCUCAGCCCGCACCUGACAUCGUCCUUCCUCCUCCACCCUACUUUCAAGCAGGCAAGCUUUAUCAAUAUGAAAACAUGGACCACGGCAAUUCGGAAAGGGAAACUGAGGAGCUAAGCUUUCCUGCGCCGCCGCCGCCACCUCUUCCAUCUUCUGGCUUCCAGGCUGGUGAGCUCAGUAAGUAUGAAUCAAUCCUUGACUAUGGCACUGAAGAGCGGGAAACUGAAGAACAAGGUUUCAUACCACUACCCCCCUAUGCUUCGGAGCCACAAGGAGCAGAGGUGUCAUCUUAUUCCACGUUGGGCCCCGUGCAUCCGCUUCCACGAGAGCUGACUCCAUUUGGACUGAGCCAGUACUACCACUUCUUGACUGGUCAGCUUCCUCCUGGCACAUACACUCAGUCUCAGUCAGAAUAUGAGUCGGGCAGUGACACUGGGCAGAAGCCCAUUUAUAAGAAAUACCACUUUGUUCAAAGUCCAGUAGUCCCCACUCAGUCUCAGCAGGAUUAUACCAAACUGUAACCAGCAACGAUCAGGGUCAAGGCAACUCUAAUAGUCUCUGCAUUUUACUCUAACGUGUGCUUGUAUGAAUUUUAAUAAAAUGCUUUAAUGAAUUGUGUUCUCUUUUUGUGCG